AGCUAGGCCCAUAUUGACUGCUCUACUCUUGAAUCCUUGGCCUUCUCCCCGCCGCCGCCGCCGCCGCCGCCGCCGCUGCCACACCUCCAUCUACUCCUCCCAAAACCCUAGCACUGUGUGCCACACCUCGAUCGUCACCCUCAUUUCGUCCUUGGUAGCCCCGCCCUAAUCUUGAACGGACCUGACCCGCUGUGUUGCUGUCGGAGACGAGGGAAUCAGAGCAGCGCAUGGUUGAUUCUUUCCGGUGAGGUUCCGAGUCGGUGGCGGAGCUUGAGAAAUCAGCUGCCUGUUCCAAGGAUGACAAAGUAUUGAGUAAGAAGUAAAGUUUUGCAGUGCAGGAAUGUUGUGUGGCUGCCUGGAGCUAUUUCAGAAGCAGUUAUUACCAGCCAGAUAUGUCCUUCUUGUUCCCUUGGUCCUGUUUUUCUUAUUCAGUUCAAAUUUUGUCGAUUGGAGAUACUGCCAAAUUAUGGCAUUGACCGUUUGGAGAUCAGACAGUAGUGCUAAGGAGUUCGCGAAUCUUGUUGCUCAGACAAGAAGGGUGCUGGAUAUCAUAGUUAACAAUGCUGGUACCAUAAAUAAAAACAAGAAGACAUGGGGCGUUCCUGUAGAAGAGUUUGAUAUGGUUAUAGAUACCAAUUUAUAGAGAGUUAUGAACAUACUUAGUCAUUUUUUGCCACUCAUUAUUGAAAGGUAAAAGGGUUAUCAUUGUGAACAUGUCAUCUGGUU
Molecule: messenger RNA, 726 nt
Organism: Dioscorea cayenensis subsp. rotundata (Guinea yam)
Lineage: Eukaryota; Viridiplantae; Streptophyta; Magnoliopsida; Dioscoreales; Dioscoreaceae
Product: NADPH-dependent pterin aldehyde reductase-like
Exons: 5
Coding region: 341-643 (100 amino acids)
Biological process (GO): folic acid-containing compound metabolic process
Cellular component (GO): cytosol
Molecular function (GO): oxidoreductase activity, acting on the CH-OH group of donors, NAD or NADP as acceptor
Source: RefSeq, a predicted model, not a curated record